AUGAGUGUUCAGGCCCAACCCACACUCUGGGACCUGACAGUGCAGAGCCUUCUGAGGAGUGAGGCCUUGGAUAUCUCCAAUAUGGAGUACUUGCCCAAGAAGUUCUUUCCUCCACUGCUCCAGGAGGCCUUCACCGGCUGUCACAGGAAGAGUGUGAGGGUGAUGGUAGCAGCCUGGCCCUUCCCCUGCCUCCGCUUGGGAGACCUGAUGAAGACUCCUCCCAAAAUGGAGACCUUCCAGGCUGUGCUGGAUGGACUGGAUUUGCUGAUUACUCAAAAGGAUCGACCAAGGAGGUGGAACCUGGAGGUGCUAGAUUUACGCACUGUGUGGCCUGGAGCAGGGUAUGAGGACCGCCACCUCCCAUGGGAUGAGCCAAUGGAGGCUCAUGCAGACUGUGGAGUGAAGCGGCCUUUGAAAGUGUUGUUUGACUACUCCCUCCAGUAUGAGGAGGAUAUCAAUGAAAGACAAGAAUGCUUCAUCCAGUGGGCCCAGCAGAGAAAGUCUUGGCUGCAUCUGUGCUGUAAGAAGGUCCAGAUUUCUUACGCAACUGACUAUAAUUUCUGGAGUCUCCUGAAAUUAUUUGACCCAGUUUGCGUACAGGAAGUGAAAGUGAUUGCAAACUUGGACCUGAAAACCCUGGAGACCUUUGCCCCUGUCCUGGGCCAGAUGAGAAACCUUCACAAACUCUUUGUCAAAGGAACUUGUAAGUCAUGGAGGGAUGAGUUUGAAGAUACGUACAGAGAUCUGGAGAAGACAUGGAUCAACGCGUUCAUUUCUCAGUUCCCCAAACUCCACACUCUUCAGCAUCUCUACAUGUGUAAUGUGCAUUUUCUUGAAGGCCGCCUGGACCAACUCCUCAGGUACUUGAAAAAGCCUCUGGAGACCCUCUCACUUACCUGGUGUAAACUUUCAGAGUCAGACUGGCAUUAUCUGUCCGAGUGCCCCAGCAUCUGUCAGCUCAAACACCUGAAUCUGAGUCGUGUCAGACCUAUUUAUUGGCCCAGUCAGCACCUCCAAGUUCUACUAGAAAGACUGGCAACCACUCUGCAGAUCCUAGAACUGGAAGGCUGUGUUUUGAGAACACCCGACCUCAGUGGCCUCCUGCCUGUCCUGAGCCAUUGCUCCCAGCUCACCGAGUUCCGUUUCUAUAUGACUUAUCUCUCUGUGCCUGACCUGAAGAAUCUGAUACAACACACCGCCAGUCUGAGCCAGCUGACACUGGAGCUGUACUCUCUGCCUCGUGAGUGUUAUGGAGAAGAGGGUGAGCUCCUCAUAGAGAGAUGUAACACAGUUCGUACUGAGCUUGAGGACACAGUGAGGAAUGUUCUGCAGCCCAAGACAGGACGCGAUUCAUCCUAUGUCUUCUAUCACAAGGACCUGAAAGUUAUCACUAUCGUUCACUUAAGUAAAUAA
This is a messenger RNA of Nannospalax galili (Upper Galilee mountains blind mole rat), 1413 nucleotides long. RefSeq names its product PRAME family member 12-like. Bases 1 to 1413 code for a protein of 470 amino acids. Gene Ontology annotation, cellular component: cytoplasm. Lineage: Eukaryota; Metazoa; Chordata; Mammalia; Rodentia; Spalacidae. The transcript has 3 exons. Gene Ontology annotation, biological process: negative regulation of cell differentiation; negative regulation of DNA-templated transcription; positive regulation of cell population proliferation. The record is from RefSeq and is a predicted model, not a curated record.